AUCCCACAUCCUCGCGCGACAUCAACAACAAUGCAAACCGUCGUCUGUUUUGGUAGCAGAUCUCUGAUUGGAGCUAGACGGUCCGAAAGCUUAGUCAAGGUGUCAACGUCUCAUUUCUUUUAAGAAUUGGCGAUUUUUAUUUUACGUCAAGAGUGUUUUAUUUAUUGUUAUUUUUCGUUUUUUUUGUUACAUUUUUUUUUUUUCAAAAAUGUGCGAGGCGCUGUUGGCAAGCUCCCACAGUCUAUGCAUGUGUGUCCCUGCUGCUUUUCUGCUGGGCUACAGCUACUAACCUAGCCGCUUUUCACUCGGUGGUUAGCUAACAUUAGCCUGGCCGCGUUUAUUGACUUGAGUGGGGGGAAAACAAGCGAAUGUAAAGCGUGUUUGUGCGAUCUGCUUUUUUUUUAAUGACAACAGCUCUCAACUUAAUCGUCGCUGUCGGGAUAUAAGACGAAGUGUUGUAUGAUUUGUCGUAGAGAAUAGUUUGCUGGCUAGCUAACUGGCUAGCUAUUUGUGUGUGUAUUCUUCGAAUAAGGAAAACGGCGAGUUUUCUUUGAAAGUAUGGAUGACCAGACCAGAAUGAUGACGGGUCUCACCGGACUCGGUGGACUACAACAAGCCGAUGUAGGAGACCCAGACUCGGUCAGGAAACAGCAGUCCCUCGGUCAGCCUCAACAAGACAUAGGGGAUAUCCUACAGCAAAUAAUGGCCAUCACCGACGAGAGCCUGGACGAAGCACAGGCCAGAUGCUGGCCAGAGGAUUCGCCGGCGCAUUGGGGUGGAUCAGACGACCCCACAGAGGGAGGGAGAGCAGGGGGGGGCAUGGCAGGGGGUGGCCUGCCACUCAACUUCCAGCACAGGAAGCAUGCCCUGAACUGUCACAGAAUGAAGCCAGCCCUCUUCAGCGUUCUCUGUGAGAUCAAAGAGAAAACGGUGCUGAGUAUACGAGGUGUGCAGGAGGAGGACCCCCCAGAUCCCCAGAUCAUGAGGUUGGACAACAUGCUCCUAGCAGAGGGUGUGUCAGGACCAGAGAAGGGUGGAGGAUCAGCUGCAGCGGCUGCCGCUGCAGCAGCAGCAGGGGGCUCACCCACCGACAGCAGCAUCGAACACUCCGACUACAGAGCAAAGCUCGCCCAAAUCCGCCAGAUAUAUCACUCUGAGCUGGAGAAAUAUGAGCAGGCAUGCAGUGAGUUCACCAACCAUGUAAUGAACCUGCUGAGAGAGCAGUCUCGCACACGGCCCAUCUCUCCCAAGGAGAUUGAGCGCAUGGUGGCCAUCAUCCACCGCAAGUUCAGCUCCAUUCAGAUGCAGCUCAAACAGAGCACCUGUGAGGCCGUCAUGAUCCUGCGCUCACGCUUCCUCGAUGCCAGACGUAAGAGGCGCAACUUCAACAAGCAAGCUACAGAGGUGCUGAACGAGUAUUUCUACUCUCACCUGUCUAACCCUUACCCAAGUGAGGAAGCAAAGGAGGAGCUGGCCAAAAAGUGUGGGAUCACUGUGUCUCAGGUCUCUAAUUGGUUUGGCAACAAGAGAAUACGUUACAAGAAGAACAUUGGUAAGUUCCAGGAGGAAGCGAACCUCUACGCAGUUAAAACAGCGGUGGAUGCUGCCAAUGUGUCGGCGCAGGCUAGCCAGGCUAACUCUCCGGCAACACCCAACUCAGGGUCACCAGGGUCAUACAGUUUGUCUCACACAGGCGACACCUACCUUGGCCUGCGUUUGCUCAACGGGGAGGGUCUCAACAUCGCCCCCUCUCUACAGCCGCAGGUGGAUACCCUGCACCGUGCUACACACCUGACGGGCGGCUAUGAGGAGCUGUCAGGUAGUGGCCUCUACACCCCUCAUCGCCUGGAUGCUAACAGCUGGCAGGACACCACCAACCCCCCCUCGGUCACCUCCCCUCCCGGUCCUCCUGGCAGCGUCCACUCCGACACCUCCAACUGAUUCGAUGGCUCUCCCCGCCAUCACUUCAUUCCCAUUGUGGUCUUCUCUGACUACCAUCCCCUGUCCCCCCACCCCCCGCCCCACGCCCCCACCCCGCCCCAUUGUUCAAUAUUCCCUCGUCUCUCGCGACUCGACAGCUACGCAAGGCUGUGCUCACAUUUCAUAAACACACACUGUGCUGGAACACAGGACAGCCGAACAGUAGUUAAAGGAGGAAUUCGCCUCCCAACCCCACAGCUCCACUUCAAUGCUAGAAGCUCCGUAACUCAGAAUGAAAGAGGGAUGGAGCUCACCGAUGCUGAGACAGAUAGGAAACAUCUUUACUAUCAAGGACUUUUUGAAAAACCACUGACCCAGCUGUGUAGAUGAUGUCUGUACAUUAUGUGUAUAUGCACGUUAACUUCACACAGUACUCACACAGCUUGUCCAUGUGCUGUUGACCUCUGCACUCGACCCUUUGCUUUGGAAAACUGUGUGUGAUUGCCUGUAUCUCCUGAAGCCUUGGCAUUUGACAGCCAAACUGUUGAUACGGAUCACCAGGGAGCUCUGCUCACCUUGCUCGUACCAAAGUGCUGCCCCCCCCCCACCCCCCAGUAGUUGUCAACACAUCUGUUCCUCUGAGAUCACCCUCUGCCAGCUCAACACAAGACACUGUUGUAUCUUCCAGUCCUUAUAGCUUGAUGUUUCAUUCUGUUGGAGAUUUCAAAGUGAAUAAAUGAGAAAUGCACACAUGUGCAUGCACCCCCUCCCCCACCCCCCCACCCCCCACACCCCGCUUCCACAACACACACCUUGCAACUUUUCAGUCGUUUUCAUAGUGAGUUGACAUAAAAAAAGAUGUGUCAAGCACAAAAGUUAGCAUCCUUGUUAUGGGUGUCUUUACCUGUGAAAGGGUAGUUAAGGGGAUCACUGUUCUAAACCAGGCAGGACAGGUGCUAAUAGGGCUGGUGAGAAGAGGAGGAAAGGGCAGAGAGAGGAGAAUAUCUUUGGUUGAGUGGAUGUAACUAAUAGCCCUUUUUGUUGCUAACCAAUAGAGGGUGUUGGUAGAUGGCUUGUAGACUUAACUUCUUGCUUUCUGUCCACUAGUUUAUUUGAUUGUAGGCUAUUUUCUAAUGCUGUUUCACCAAGAAUGCACCAGCCACCACCAAAAAUUAGCUCAAUAAAGCAUCUAAAUGACGUUAGGAGAAGGGUGGAAAGAUUGUGGGGCAUUGAUGUGUUGUUGGGACAAACGUGACAUGAAUUUAGAAAACGUGACUGUCUUCCAUGCAUGUAGGACUUCUAGGCGUGAUAUUAUUGUUUUCAUUUAACCUUCCAAGUUUUUAGCUUCGUUUUUAUUAACAAAAAAAAAAAAUAAAGGGUAUAAUUAUUACAGUCAGACCAAAAAGGAAAAAGUGCAUCAUGUAUUGCUAUGAUGUGUGUGUCUCUGUGUGGGCGUGUGUACAGUGUUCUUGGGAUGUCUUAGUCAAACUGGCCGGUGCCCUCUGACCUUUGUAAGCAUUAUAGAGACUGGGUGCUUCCACCAGCGGAUGACACACUAGGUGGGGUUCAACUGAGAUCUCCUCACCAUCUUGAAACAUUUAAGCUUGUGAGCCCGAGGCAACACACUACAACCUUCUGUUGUACCAAAACCAAAAAUACCACGUUCAGCAAUGUAAUAAUGCUACUCUGUGUCUCUCUAAAGUUGGUGCGCAGCCACCUUUUCAGUUUGAGGAGAGGAGGGAAUUAUAUUUGUAUCUGUGUCUCUCUCUGUGUGGUGUUGUCAUGCCUCAAGUUGAUUUGAUUUCUUUCUUUUUUUGGGGGGGGGGCGGUAUUUGUUGUGGGGGCUUCAUGGGAGGGUGGGUGGAGUGAGGACUGUCACAUCGCACCUGUAAUUUGAUUGUGUGCACUUGAGCACCUGUUUCAUGAGAAAGUAUGCCCCCCCCCCCCUUUACCCAUCCUUCAAUACCUUCUGGUAAAAACCCACAACUUUAUUGUUUUUUUAGUUCUAUGGCCAAUUGGGCAAGGGCUUCUCUCUCUCCUCUGUUACCAAAAAAAGAGGCAGCACUGGGUGUAGUAAAACUCUUAAAACGUGUUUAAGACAAACCUACAACGUUUUUUGGGGAUUUUCAUUCUUUGGAACUAUUUUAUACAUUAACUGUUAUGUUAAUAACAAAGCAUUUUGAUAGUAAGGUAAAGCCUUAUGAAGAUUUACGUGUCAGUCAAGACUUUGUUGAACCAUAUGUUACAGAACAAAACUUGAGCUUGUAAGCUGGUCACAUGUGAUAUCCCACAUUUAAUUACUUGUUUUGUUACUCAUCGCAGUUCAUACGACUGUAUUUUAUGAAUAAUGUUAUCGCCACACCAAAUUAUCAUGCCCUCCCCCCCUUUUCUACCUGUUGUAAUGGAUGUCACUGUACAGUUUGUGUAAUGUUUCAGUAUUUUUUUUUUUUUUUUCUUUUAUAAAUUUUGAUGUUUGGUUGAGAUACCAGUUUUAUUUGGCCUUUUGUUUCACAGGAUUCAUGAUAACUCUGUAUCAAUUUUGAAUAUUAUUUAGGUCUUUUGUUACAUAACCGGGUGGAAAUGUAGGGUUUAUAGGUGUAACGUUUGCUGCUGUGGAAAAAAAAUUGUAUCAAUUGAGGAUUUCUAAAGGACUAUAUUAUACAUUAUUUGGCGUAUUUUUUCAACCCACUUCUUAUCUGAUUUUCCCCUCAGUUCCUACAUUUUUUUCACUGUUUCACAGUCACUUCCCCAGAGAAUCACCCAGUUCUGUGCUUUACAUAUUGUUUGAAACCUGCUCAAGUUACCAUAUGAAAUUGGACAUUUCUGUCUAAGAAUAUUUAUUUGCCUCAAAUUCAUCAGCCCACCACAUCUGCACCUUCUGAUGCAUGUUUGUGGAAAGUUAAUCCCAGUAAACCCUUCAAACGAAUUGAAGUGGAUACUUUUAAAUGUAGAAAUACUGUGAAAACAUGCAAACUCUACAUUUGCAUAUGACAUAUGAGGAAGUUACUAAUGGAUGACCUACAGGAAGGAAGGUCAGCCUUCACAUUAGAGGGGGUGGUAUCAUCAUGCUACCCAUCACUCACUCAGUGAGUACAGCAAAAACAUCCAUGUAACAUUUAAUGCCAUAAUUUGAUCUCAAUGUAAACAUUUUGUGUUCCCCUGUAAUUUCGAGCCAGAGCUGCAAUUCUAAAACACAGAACUUAAUUUUAUCGACUGUCGAUUGCAUUUAAAUCUUUGGAUUCUGCAAGAGACUAAAUGACUUCCACAGCAUCAAAUGACUUCUUAAACCUUUUUGAUUUCUUUGUUUUUAUUAGUAUAUUUGUAUCUUCCCUCUUUCCCUUGUAUUUACCCCUCUCUCUACCUCUGUCUUUCCAUUUCUCUUGUAUAUAACCCCCACUGUUUUCAGACUUGUGAGUCUGUAUGAACUCCUUUUAUACCUCAACUUUAGAAUUGUUCUAGAAAGAGUAAAACAAAAAGGAAGAAUAUGACAAAUUGUAGUGUUCUUAUUAGAAAAUUAAUAAAAAUGAUUUAGUGUGAUUUUUCAGUAUUUGAUUUCAGAUUUUAGGAGUGUUUCAUUUUAUAAUUUGUCACAAACGCUCUUGUGAUAGUCAAAUGUAAUAAAAGGAGAGAUUGCACCAUCUGAUGA
Messenger RNA from Thunnus maccoyii (southern bluefin tuna), 5566 nucleotides. It is a transcript of the gene pbx4, whose product is annotated as pre-B-cell leukemia transcription factor 4. Gene Ontology annotation, molecular function: DNA-binding transcription factor activity, RNA polymerase II-specific; RNA polymerase II cis-regulatory region sequence-specific DNA binding. Lineage: Eukaryota; Metazoa; Chordata; Actinopteri; Scombriformes; Scombridae. Bases 559 to 1941 code for a protein of 460 amino acids. The record is from RefSeq and is a predicted model, not a curated record. Gene Ontology annotation, biological process: embryonic organ development; regulation of transcription by RNA polymerase II; brain development. The transcript is spliced from 10 exons. Gene Ontology annotation, cellular component: nucleus.